Molecule: messenger RNA, 585 nt
Organism: Vitis vinifera (wine grape)
Lineage: Eukaryota; Viridiplantae; Streptophyta; Magnoliopsida; Vitales; Vitaceae
Product: receptor-like protein EIX2
Exons: 1
Coding region: 1-585 (194 amino acids)
Molecular function (GO): protein binding
Source: RefSeq, a predicted model, not a curated record
AUGGAUUGCCUAGAAGUUGAGAAGGAAGCACUUCUCAAGUUCAAACAAGGCCUCACAGAUCCUUCAGGUCGGUUGUCAUCUUGGGUCGGAGAAGAUUGUUGUAAAAGGAGAGGAGUUAGCUGCUAUAACAGGACUGGAUGUGUCAUCAAGCUCAAACUUGGCAACCCAUUCCCAAACAGUUUGGAGGGCGAUGGAACAGUUAGCGAGUUGGGCGGUGAGAUCAAUCCUUCUUUGCUCAAUUUGAAAUAUCUGAAUUAUCUUGACCUCAGCAUGAAUAAUUUUGAAGGAAUGGAAAUUCCAAAAUUCAUUAGAUCACUUGGGAAGUUGAGAUAUCUCAAUCUCUCUGGAGCGUCCUUUGAUGGUAUAAUCCCUAAAAAUAUUGCAAACCUCUCAAACUUGCGCUACCUUGAUCUCAACACAUACUUUAUCGAAACAAACAAGAAUAGCCUGGAAUGGCUAUCAGGCCUUUCUUCUUUGAAGUACCUUAACUUGGGAGGUAUUGAUCUCAGCAAGGCUGCAGCCUACUGGCUCCAGACUGUUAAUACUUUACAUUCUCUUUUGGAGUUGCACAUGCCCAACUGUUAA